Amorphotheca resinae ATCC 22711 is the source of this 757-nucleotide messenger RNA. RefSeq lists its product as hypothetical. The record is from RefSeq and is a predicted model, not a curated record. Lineage: Eukaryota; Fungi; Ascomycota; Leotiomycetes; Helotiales; Amorphothecaceae. The transcript has a single exon. The coding region runs from base 193 to 651 and encodes 152 amino acids.
GCAAUAGCGAAUUCAGAUAUAAAUAAUAUAAAUACCUAUCUCUAAUAGAGACUCGGCAGAGAUACUGCACCGUCGCAUCGCAUCGCGAAUCACCUCACGCAUCUGGAGGCUGGAAACUGGACGCCUGGAUACCGCAAUGUGAUACGGCCGCCGCACACCGUGGUUUCCGGAGCACGACCCCCUUUUCUGCCAAUGAUCAGCGCGAGAAGCAAGGCGCUGAAAGCACAGUUUCCAAUACGAAAGCACCUCUUCAGGCAAAAAGCGUUGGGGGAAUCUCGUGGGAGAAGAGGUUCAUUGUCGAGGAAGGAAAUGCAGAGAGCGAAGAGGAGGAAGAAGACCAAACGAAACGAAACAAAACGAAAACCGCACCGCUCGAUAAUCUAUAGGUAUAAGGUAUAUCGGAGACAGGACUGGAGAGAGAGGAUCAGGAAAAGGACAGACUGUACACACCUUCGUUCGUAUCUUACGAAGAUAGCUCCAGAGUACAGUACAUUGUAUGUACAUUGUAUUCGUACCUGUCCCCAGCGGCGCAUUAUUGUUCCCACUCCCUAUCGCCCCGAUCCCCAUCUCCAUCUCCAUCUCCAUCCCCAUUCCCCCCCAUCUCCAUCCCCCAUCUCCGUCCCCAUUCUCCCCCCCCAAUCCACCUUCUAAUACAUCCACCAUCGUUACGCUGCUCUUUGUCCAAUUGACCUCGUCUUCCUGUGCAUCUCCCCUUUACUCGGCAUUUUCCCUCCUGUACAGCUCGUCCAUACCGUGC